CCUUCACACAACUUCACAUCUGUGUGCUUCAGGAUUUUUUCCUGAUUGUUUGUUCUCUGAGAUAUCGUUGGUCUGGCGGCCACGCAGACAAUGGUUGAGGACAGAAAUUCUAUUGCGCGGUCAGGCGUCGACCAGGCGAGCGCUCAAUUCAUCGAAUGGUUCUCGGCGGUUGAUGGCACUCGCCUCAGUACGAAGAUCCAACUGAAGGAUCUGAGCGCCGAGGGUGCGGGCAGAGGAGCUGUCGCCAAAGAAGACAUCGCAGAGGAUGAAGAACUAUUCGCCGUCCCUCACCCGCUUGUCUUGAUGACCUCGACUUCCAGCAUCCCACCAUCGGUGCUGGAGCCGCUUGCUGAGAGCGGUUCGUGGCCUCCUCUCAUCGUCACCAUCAUCUACGAGUAUCUGUGUAAAGAAUCGUCUCCGUGGUAUCCAUAUUUUCGAGUCCUGCCUACCACCUUCGACACCCUCAUGUUCUGGAAUGAGGCAGAACUUGCAGAAUUACAGGCAGGUGCAGUCACAGACAAGAUUGGCAGAGCAGAAGCAGAGCAGGCCUGGAAAGACACAAUCAUCCCAAUAAUGCUGGAGCAUCCUGAUCUCUUCCCUAUACCUGGGGCCGCUGCUUCGGAUCGUGCUGCAGAAUUGAUCAAGCUAGCACACAUGGCUGGGAGUUUGAUCAUGGCAUACGCAUUCGAUAUUGACCGGGAUGAGGAUGACGAUCGACCACGGGAUGGCGUCUCAGAAGACGAAUAUGAAGAAGACGACGAGGAUGAACCGCUCAAAGGUAUGGUGCCCUUCGCCGAUAUGCUUAACGCCGAUGCCGACAGAAACAACGCUCGACUUUUCCAGGAAGAGAACUACCUCAUCAUGAAAGCCACCAAAUCGAUAGCUGCAGGCGAACAGAUUUUCAAUGACUACGGACCGCUUCCACGAUCCGACCUCCUACGCAUGUAUGGUUAUGUGACAGACAAGUAUGCUAAGCACGAUGUCGUCGAGUUUUCGCACGACCUGAUAUUGGAAGUCGCGGGCAAGAAACAUGACAAAAACAACAAAGCGUGGUUGAAGCGGGAAGAGCAGCUUGACGAGCUCGGCCUCCUAGAUGAUGGGUAUUCAAUACCUCGCCCCGACUCGACUGCUACAAAGUUGGAAGAUGUCAUACCAGGCCAAGUCCACAUGCUUUUGCGGGCGUUGUGCGCGCAUGAGCAGGACGAGACACCAAAGAAGCCCAAAGAGGCCGUGUCCAUUGGAGAAGCUGCUCUGCUUCAAUCGGUGCUCACCAAGAGACUGUCUGAGUACAGUACGACGUACUCGCAGGAUCGGGCAACGUGGGAGUCAGUAAAGUCUGGCCACCAUCCCACCCCCCAAGGUUGCAUUGCACGCCGCUUUGCCAUGGCGCUACAGGUCAGGAUGGGAGAAAAAGAAAUCUUGCAGCAAUUGAUCAGCUUCUGUCAGCAGCACAUCGAGCGGAUGUCUGCCGAGAUAGCGACAGCCAAACGGAAACGAUCCGAUGAGACCACCCAGCAAGCACGAGCGAAGAAAAGAAGGUGAGGGUUGCAAGAAAAAGUAUGACACCAAUGACGAGAAGGAGUUUCACAAUAUUCUCUUGUGAUUCUAAAGGCGCUGGCCUUGCUAAGUCAUACAAUCCGACACUGCCAUCCACAGCCACCACUUCUACGGCUAGUCAACCUCUGACCAC
Messenger RNA from Exophiala viscosa, 1690 nucleotides. RefSeq names its product SET domain-containing protein 6. Gene Ontology annotation, biological process: peptidyl-lysine monomethylation. The record is from RefSeq and is a predicted model, not a curated record. The transcript is spliced from 3 exons. Gene Ontology annotation, molecular function: protein binding; protein-lysine N-methyltransferase activity. The coding region runs from base 91 to 1542 and encodes 483 amino acids. Lineage: Eukaryota; Fungi; Ascomycota; Eurotiomycetes; Chaetothyriales; Herpotrichiellaceae. Gene Ontology annotation, cellular component: nucleus.